GCUACUAUUAUUACUGAUUUAUAAACAAUCUAUAGUCCAUAAACUACUUAUGAAUCCUUUGUCUUUGUAACCAAACAAUAUAACGGUAAAAGUUUAAAACUAUAUAACAACGUGAUGCCAUUCUGCAUCCAUAGCUUCUUCCAGUUACGAAUUUGAGAGUAACGUUAGUAGGCUGGGCUACAUUUAUCCAGCCCUACAGCAAACCAAGUGGUGGGUCUUUCGGCGAAUACAUAAAUUAAGGAUUGUGCCUUUAUUGUGACAGACCGUUUCAUGGUGAUCGGGGAUAAAUAGCAUAGUAACCUAUAGUUGGUGUGGGGUCUAGUUCACCAUGUGCUCAUGGCAACACUGUAUCAAUAAUGCAAACUUCAAAAUAAAGGUUACUCACGCAGGUUUAACAAGCGGACCUGACACGUCGAGUGUGUCUAGGAGCACUGACUGAGCGUAACCACGAUGGCAAAGUUCCUGACUCAAGACCAAAUAAAUGAAUUCAAGGAAUGCUUUUCACUCUAUGACAAGAAGCACAAGGGUAAAAUUGAGGCCAAGGACCUGAUUAUAGUCAUGCGCUGCCUGGGGGUCAGCCCCACUUUCAUUGAGGUGGACAGACACCUGCAAAUCUCCAAGAUUGAUAAGUGUGGAGAGCUGGACUUCUCCACCUUCCUGACUAUGAUGCACCAGCAGAUCCAGCAGGAGGACCCCAGAGCAGAGAUUCUGGAGGCCAUGAGGAUGACGGACAAGCAGAAGAAGGGCUACAUCCUGUCCUCGGAGCUCCGGGCCAAGCUCACCGGGCUGGGAGAGAAGCUCACUGAUAAAGAAGUUGACGAGCUGCUGAAAGAGACUGGCGUGGGACCAGACGGAUGUGUCCACUACGAGGAGUUUGCCAAAACAAUGACCCUUCCUUCUACAAACUGCUGAGCAGCCAUCAGGCCGGAUACGAUCAUACUGUACCACAAAAGUGCACUGAUUCAAAGCAUCUGCAUGCUGGCUGCCCACUAACAUCAUGUUGAGAUGAGAAGUUUUUUUUUCUUUAUUAGCUUUCUGAGGUAUGUGUUUCUUUAGUUAUUACGUUUUCCUUAUAUUUCUAUUAUGUAUCCCUUAUAUAGAUUUGUAUGUUGAAGGAAGCAAUGAUGUGCCUGGUUGAAAUGUCUGCACUUUAAAUAUAUAACUAAUACUAACUGGCAUUGUUAUAGCUUAUCACUAUUACCAAGUAAUCACUAAAAAGCCUACUGACAUUUUCACAAAGUAAUGACAUUGUUCUUAUUGAUAUAAAGAGCAACUUGAUUUCUUGGGUCCAAACUUGCUGUAAAAUUGUUUUUAUGUAAAUGUGAAAAAGCUUUGUAGGUUUGGAUCAAACCAUUUCUCAUGGAGAAAAUUUGUAAACCAGAGGUAGUUUACGUGGUGUGGUUCAAAAGUGGUGUGGCAAAAUGAACAUGUCUUUUCUGGGGCCUGUAGUUUUUCCUAAUCUCAUGUCCUGGUCAGGUAAAACUCUGGGUCCUAUUCGUAGGCUAUGACAAAACAGCAUUAUUAUAGAUAGCUUCCCUUUUCGUCUGUGCUAUGACUAUAGGGCUGUUUUUUCCCUGUCAGGUCAUGUGAAUUGGAAACACUGCUGACCUAAGGUGGACUUUUCAAACUACCACAAACCUUGUUGUUAUUCAUUCCGAAUCUGAUAUCAAAAGAGCCAGAGACAACAACGUCAAUGGACAACAUACCCUGUAGUUUAGUGAACUAUUAUAGCAGGGCUGAGCGUUAUGCUUACAAUGUCUUUAAAUAUUAUAAUAUCUAUACACACACAAUGUUAACUCUUAAUAAAUACCCGUUCCCUUUUUAAUUUUUUUAUUUUGCCUGAAAUUACACCCAAAUCUAACUGCCUAUAGCUCAGGCCCUGAAGCAAGGAUAUGCAUAUCCUUGGUACCAUUUGAAAGGACACACUUUGAAGUUUGUGUAAAUGUGAAAGGAAUGUAGGAGAAUAUAACAAUACAUCUGUAAAAGAUAAUACAAAGAAAAAAACAACCGUUCUUUUUUACAUUUUUUGUACCAUCAUCUUUGAAAUGCAAGAAAAAGGCCAUAAUGCAUUUUUCCAGCCCAGCUUCAAUUUAGAUUUUGGCCACUAGAUGGCAGCAGUAUAUGUGCAAAGUUUAGACUGAUCCAAUAAACCAUUGCAUCUCUGUUCAAAAUUUUGUAUCAUGACUGCCCAAAUAUGCCUAAUUUGUUUAUUAAUUAACUUGAUGUUAAAAAUUGUGCACUCUCCUCAAACAAUAGCAUGGUAUUCUUUCACUGUAAUAGCUACUGUAAAUUGGACAGUGCAGUUAGAUUAACAAGAAUUUAAGCUUUCUGCCAAUAUCAGAUAUGUCUAUGUCCUAACAUUUUCUUGUUACUUACAACCUCAUGCUAAUCACAUUAGCCUGCGUUAGUUCAACUGUCCCGUGGACGGUACACUGAUCAAGAAGUUAAGCAGUGGACUUUUAAAAAAAAUGUAAAGACAGGUUUCAUUGUAGAAAACUAUUUUAAUUUAGUCACAACCGAUUAUUUGUUCAUCUGACUGCAGUGCUCUUCUGAUAUUAAUUCUGUGAGCUUUAUGUAAGGCAGGAUUACAUUUGAAACCUACAGAACCAUUUAAAAAGUGCUUUUUGAAAGAAAUUGAUUUUAUGAAUCAUAAAAUGUAUGGUAAAUGCUGUAAGUAUGAAAUCAAAAACUAGCAACUAUAAUUGAAAGAGAGAAGCGUGAUGAAAUUAUCUUUCAAUAAUUACACUUUUGAUGUCAUAUACAGAUAAAAAAGAUAAAUAUUUGACAAUAUCAGAAUUUUUCUCACACAUAUAUGGUUGUUCGUUGCAAGGGUUCAUUUAACACUAUGCACCAGAUUUCAUGAACUAGAUUCAGCUGCAGGAUGAUUGUUUCUUGAGCAGAUGAUCGGGGGUCCGGAACAUAAUUACAAAUCAUUUAUAGACAGCAAAUGGACCUCAAGAAGCCGAAAUCAAUAUAAUGGGAAUCAUUUCAAACUGCUUACAUUUGUAUACGAUCACAUUUUCUCUUUAUUAUGCGUGGGAAUAUUUGGGAAUACAUUUCUUAAAUUAAAACCACUUGGAGCUGAUUUCCUGGUUUUUAGUCGAUUAUGUCCAGCAAAUAACAACAAAAAAUGCUCAGAAAACUUGGGUGUCAAAAUAAAAUGUGUCAGAGUUCCACCAAUUAGGGAACCCUGCUUUACACAGUAGACUUUGUUACACUUUUUAAAAAUGUAAUUAGGCAAGUCAGUUAAAAACAAAUUCUUAUUUACAAUGACGGCCUAACCUGUCCUAUUGUGCACCUCCCUGUGGGACUCCCAAUCACAGCCAGAUGUGAUACAGCCUGGAUUUGAACCAGGGACUGUAGUGACACCUCUUCACAGUGCCUUAGACCGCUGCUCCACUCGGGAGCCCGAGUGACUUUGCAACAAUUUUUUAAAAAUGUGUAAAUCAUAAAAACAUUAACCUUGUGUUGAUGUCCUGGCCUCCAUCUGGCCCACCAGAUGGUGUGAUGUUCGAAUAUACCGAUCCUGUGCAGGUGUUGUUACAUGUGGUCUGCCACUGCGAGGACGAUCAGCUGUCCACCCUGUCACCUUGUAGCGCUGUCUUAAGCGUCUCACAGUACGGACAUUGUAAUUUAUUGCCCUAGCCACAUCUGAAAUCCUCAUGCCUCCUUGCAGCAUGCCUAAGGUACGUUCACGCAGAUGAGCAGGGACCCUGGGCAACUUUCUUUUGGUGUUUUUCAGAGUCAGUAGAAAGGCUUCUUUAGUGUCCUAAGUUUUCAUAACUGUGACCUUAAUUGCCUACCGUGUCUUAACGACCGUUCCACAUGUGCAUGUUCAUUAAUUGUUUAUGGUUCAUUGAACAAGCAUGGGAAACAGUGUUUAAACCCUUUACAAUGAAGAUCUGUGAAGUUAUUUGGAUUUUUACGAAUUAUCUUUGAAAGGUCGGGUCCUGAAAAAGGGGCGUUUUUUUUGCUGAAUUUAGAUAUAUUUGGAUUUCAUAACCACCCAAACAGAUACAUUAACUUGAGGCAGAAAGAGGUCAGUAUUGCAACUGUUUACCUAAUCUUAUUAGGUAAUAUGUCUGUAAAGUUAACUUUCACAAAUUGAUGAAAAUAAAGGCAGAUAAGAAAUGGC
Oncorhynchus nerka (sockeye salmon) is the source of this 4135-nucleotide messenger RNA. It is a transcript of the gene calml4b, whose product is annotated as calmodulin-like 4b. The record is from RefSeq and is a predicted model, not a curated record. The coding region runs from base 451 to 912 and encodes 153 amino acids. NCBI's taxonomy places the organism in Eukaryota, Metazoa, Chordata, Actinopteri, Salmoniformes, Salmonidae. Gene Ontology annotation, molecular function: calcium ion binding. Gene Ontology annotation, cellular component: myosin II complex. The transcript has 5 exons.